Messenger RNA from Halichondria panicea, 1628 nucleotides. RefSeq names its product histone-lysine N-methyltransferase E(z)-like. Gene Ontology annotation, biological process: heterochromatin formation. Gene Ontology annotation, molecular function: protein binding; chromatin binding; histone H3K27 methyltransferase activity. The record is from RefSeq and is a predicted model, not a curated record. The coding region runs from base 13 to 1512 and encodes 499 amino acids. The transcript is spliced from 9 exons. Lineage: Eukaryota; Metazoa; Porifera; Demospongiae; Suberitida; Halichondriidae. Gene Ontology annotation, cellular component: nucleus; ESC/E(Z) complex.
AAACAGUCCUGCAUGCACAACAUUCCUUAUAUGGGCGAGGAGGUCCUGGACAAAGACGAAGGAUUUAUAGAAGAACUGAUCAGGAACUAUGAUGGAAAGAUUCACGAUGGUCGUGAUGGAGGAGAGGUGUCAAGUCUGAGCAUAAAGCCCUUAUCGAGGACGGAGGCACUGAACUCGUACCAAACACUAUUCUGUCGUCGCUGUUUCAAGUACGAUUGUUUCUCCCACGGUUGGUACCCUGGCCCACCCUCUCCCACUCCCUGUCCCUCACAGUCGUCCCCUCGGAGGGAGCCCUGUGGACUACAAUGCUUCCUGCACAAGGUCAAUUCUGAGAACCUAGCAUCACUGCUGACUCAGCACUCUGGUCCCAAAGGGAGGAGAGCUAACAAAGCGACCAAUCAGAUUGCAGCAAAGCCGACAUGUGACUCCAGUGACGAAUCAAGCUCAGAAGGUUUAGAUGACGAGUGGUUAGCUGAAGGGUCAAAGGACAAUCUUUCCACCACUGGCGGAGAGGGGUCAUCAAAGGUCAUUGUGGAGGAGGCAGUAAAAGAAAAGACUGAAUGGAAUGGCUCUGAAACGACAUAUUUUCGAAUGCUUCAUCCAAUUUUUGUCAAUAAUUUCUGUGCCAUAGCUGAACUACUACGAACCAAGACUUGCCUCGAGGUGUUUGAGCAUGCCCAGUGCGUUGCUAUGGAGAUGGGUCAGCCCAAAGAUCGGCAACUGGCAGCGAAGAAAAAGAAGAAGAGUAUGAGGUCUUGGACGGCACACCAUCGCAAGAUCCAGUCAAAGUUGGAGGGUCAAGUGACGUCGCAAUCUAACUACCAGCCAUGUGAUCACCCCGGUGUGUCAUGUGACAGCAACUGCUCCUGUGUCUCCUCAAGGAACUUCUGUGAGAAGUUCUGCAGAUGCAGUCAAGAAUGUCCCAACAGGUUCCCUGGUUGCCGUUGCCGUGGCUCCUGCUCCACUAAACACUGUCCUUGCUUCCUGGCCGUGAGAGAAUGUGAUCCAGACUUGUGUAACCUUUGUGGAGCGGGUGAUGGUCUUACUGCGGGCUCUGCUGGCUACAGUGGCUGCAGCUGCAAGAAUGUGUCCAUCCAGCGUGGUCUCAGCAAGCACUUGUUACUGGCUCCCUCGGAUGUGGCAGGGUGGGGCAUCUUCCUCAAGGACAGAGUUCAGAAGAAUGCUUUCCUCAGUGAAUAUUGUGGAGAGGUCAUCUCUCAGGAAGAGGCGGACAGACGAGGGAAGGUCUAUGACAAGUACAUGUGCAGCUUCUUGUUCAACCUUAAUCACGAUUAUGUGGUGGACGCAACUCGCAAAGGCAACAAGAUCCGUUUUGCCAACCAUUCAAUUAACCCAAACUGCUUUGCUAAAGUUAUAAUGGUGAGCGGUGACCACAGGAUUGGCAUCUUUGCCAAGAGGAACAUAGAGUCUGGGGAGGAGCUCUUCUUUGACUAUCGAUAUGGACCGACUGAGCAGCUCAAGUACGUGGGCAUUGAGAGAGAGGCACUCUAGUCUAGUGGACAUUAACAUUGUGUGUGUGUGUGUGUGUGUGUGUGUGUGUUGGAGACAUUCUGUUAUCGUUUUCCUGUGUGAUGACCUUUACCAAACUAUUGCUAUUAAAUUGUUGA